Molecule: messenger RNA, 2143 nt
Organism: Acanthopagrus latus (yellowfin seabream)
Lineage: Eukaryota; Metazoa; Chordata; Actinopteri; Spariformes; Sparidae
Gene: slc1a2a
Product: solute carrier family 1 member 2a
Exons: 11
Coding region: 500-2143 (547 amino acids)
Biological process (GO): L-glutamate transmembrane transport
Cellular component (GO): plasma membrane
Molecular function (GO): neutral L-amino acid transmembrane transporter activity; L-glutamate transmembrane transporter activity; glutamate:sodium symporter activity
Source: RefSeq, a predicted model, not a curated record
GUCUAAAAGUCACAGAAGCACACGAGGAAACACGUGUUAGUGGCGCGUUGUCCAUUAAAAUGCAUUUGCAGCCUUUAUCGAAUUUUUGCAUUUGAGUAGCCAUCAUGCACCUGGGCCUCCAUGUUGUGCUCGAGCAGAGGUCUCCAUCUUACUCUAUGAUGUCAUGAUGCUAAAAAUGGCGUGAAAGUCCGCUAAUCUAUUACUCUUUAACUGAGAGAACACCCCACCCACACACCUGGGAGGAGGUACUGUCCUGUCAUCUCAAAUCCCCCUCCCACCCCUGUCUGUUCAUCUGUGUUGCACACUGUGCAUGUGCAGGGUGCUUGUUUAGGUUUCGAGGGGGAGGUGUGAGGAUUCCUAUACCUUAGAGUAGGAGAGGAGGAGGAAGCUGCCACAAUACCUGUCAGAUCGCUCUCCAAAAACUCUGCAAAUCUAAAUGCUGGUUUGAUUCAAAGAUAUUAACGUUGACUGCAAUCGGGACCGCCCAUAAAGUUGAAGAAUGCAAGACUUCCACAGUGCCAACAAAAUGCAGAAGCAAGUGGAGGUCAGGAUGGCCGAGAGCCACCUGGAGCCCAAAGUGGACCCUCCCGAGAAUCCCUGUGGCGGUGUGUGCGACAAAAUCAUGAAGAACAUGGUUCUUACUCUGACAAUCCUUGGUGUGUUUCUGGGCUCCAUUGCUGGAAUGCUGCUGCGGCACAUAUCUCCACUCCCCCCUGAUGUUAUUAUGAUCAUCGCCUUCCCUGGGGAGAUCCUAAUGAGGAUGCUGAAGAUGCUCAUUCUGCCUCUUGUUGUUUCCAGUCUGGUCACAGGACUUGCCGGCUUGGACGCCAAAUCCAGCGGCCGCUUAGGCACCAGGGCCAUGGUCUACUACAUGUCGACGACGAUCAUCGCAGCCAUCCUGGGGGUGGUCCUGGUGCUGCUCAUCCAUCCCGGCAACCCAAAGCUGAAGGCCAAUCUCGGACAGGGAAAGAAGAACGACGAGGUGUCCAGCGUGGAUGCUUUCUUCGAUCUCAUCCGAAACCUCUUCCCUGAGAACUUGGUGCAGGCGUGCUUUCAGCAGAUCCAGACAGUAGUCACCAAAAUACCAGUGCCCACUAAUAGAACCAGAGCACCUCCGCAGUUCACAGUCAAAAGGUCCCUGCAGUUCAAGAGUGGGAUGAAUGUCCUGGGUUUGAUUGGCUUCUUUGUCGCUUUUGGAGUCAUUAUGGGGAAAAUGGGAGAAAAGGCCAAGCUGAUGUUGGAGUUUUUCAACGUCCUGAACGAGAUCAUCAUGAAGCUCGUCGGCGCAAUUAUGUGGUACUCCCCCAUUGGUAUUGCCUGCCUCAUCUGUGGAAAGAUCAUCUCCAUUAAUGACUUGGAGGUGGUGGCGAGGCAGCUGGGGAUGUAUAUGGUCACUGUGAUAGUGGGUCUCAUCAUCCACGGCGGCAUGUUCCUACCGCUGAUAUAUUUUGUGAUAGUUAAAGAAAACCCCUUCACGUUCUUCAUGGGAAUCUUCCAAGCUUGGGUCACGGCACUUGGAACAGCAUCCAGUGCUGGUACCUUGCCUGUCACCUUCCGAUGCUUGGAGGAGAACCUGGGCAUCGACAAGAGAGUAACGCGUUUCGUCCUCCCAGUCGGUGCCACAAUCAACAUGGACGGCACGGCGCUUUAUGAGGCCGUCGCCGCCAUCUUCAUCGCUCAGAUGAACGGGAUCGAUCUCGACUGGGGCCAGAUCAUUACUGUCAGUAUGACAGCCACGCUGGCCAGUGUGGGAGCAGCCAGUAUCCCCAGCGCUGGACUUGUGACAAUGCUUCUGAUCCUCACGGCGGUGGGGCUGCCCACUCAGGACAUCAGCCUCCUGGUCGCUGUCGACUGGCUGCUGGAUCGUUUCCGCACGUCAGUCAACGUGGUCGGGGACUCCUACGGAGCGGGUAUCGUGUACCACCUUUCCAAACACGAGCUUGACUCCUUCGACUCUCAGCAGACCCGCAUGGAGGACUUUGAGGUGGCAAGGAAUCAGUCCUACUUUGAAAAUAACACCAACCAGAAUGUAUACGCUCACCACAACUCAAUCUUGAUAGACGACUGCAAGGUCACCAUGGGCAAAAAUGGCAAGACUGCAGAGUUCUCUUUUGUUGAGGAGGGACCAUGGAAAUGCGAGUAA